CGUUCUGCCGCAAGAGUGAAAGUAGCCUCAUGCAUCUCUGCACAUUUUCAAAAUUUGCUAUUUCUUGUGCACAUGUCUGCAAUGAUGGAGCUCAGUUUUCUAUCCUUUGAAGUUGUAUGAAAUAGAAGAUGUCUUUUAAAUAUUGUAAACCAUGAAAAUCAUUGAAAACUGAAAAAUUUUAUUUUUUAUUUUUUUCAGUAAAACAAAUAAAGACAAAGUGGAAUUCCUGUCGGGAUCAAUUCCGACGGGAAUUUAAUGCCAGCAAAGGGCAUAGUGGCGACGGGAAGCCCAAGAAGAAGCCCUAUAUGUAUACCAAGGACUUACAGUUCCUCCUGCCUGUAAUGGACCUGCGACCGACAGUGGACAAUCUUCAGGCCGAUGAAGAUUCCUCGUCCACAAACCUGGAUGAGCCUGGUACCCCUGCAGCAUCUUUUCUACUCCAUGCUGGACCUUCAGAGGCUGAGGAAAGGCCAGAGGAGGAAAGCCAGCAGGAGAUUUCUCCGCCUCAGCCAUCCAGGCGCCAAAGUUCUCGAAGGAGGGGAGGAUCUUCGAGUCAACAAACAGCGCAGAUGGCUCGGAGGGAUUUUAUUGAUUCACAGGUCUUUGAGUACCUAAAUAAAAAUAAAGCGGAGACCCCAGAGGAAAAAAUUCUCCGAAGCCUGGCUCCUGCCUUAUCUAGAGUGCCUCCUGAACGGCAUUCUUUGGUGCUAUCUUCAGUAGCAUCAAUAUUGUAUCUAUUCGAGGGGGAUAGUAUUCCCCUCGAUGUGAUUCAAUUUAUAGAUAAGGAGAAAUUGAGGCAAGCCCAUAUCCGGGCACAAAUUAGGCCACCAAUGCCAUCUUCUGAAAGUGUGGCACAUAUUGCAGGUCCAGGACCCACACAUCCUGGCAGUUCUUCAACCCCUCAAAUUGUUUUCAGGGGAACAGGUCCAUACACAAGGGAGCUGUUUGAUUUAUAA
This is a messenger RNA of Bufo gargarizans (Asiatic toad), 956 nucleotides long. RefSeq lists its product as uncharacterized. Lineage: Eukaryota; Metazoa; Chordata; Amphibia; Anura; Bufonidae. The record is from RefSeq and is a predicted model, not a curated record. The transcript is spliced from 2 exons. Bases 306 to 956 code for a protein of 216 amino acids.